Suncus etruscus (white-toothed pygmy shrew) is the source of this 2206-nucleotide messenger RNA. It is a transcript of the gene THUMPD3, whose product is annotated as THUMP domain containing 3. Gene Ontology annotation, biological process: tRNA methylation. Gene Ontology annotation, molecular function: tRNA (guanine) methyltransferase activity; RNA binding. The record is from RefSeq and is a predicted model, not a curated record. The transcript has 10 exons. Bases 139 to 1659 code for a protein of 506 amino acids. NCBI's taxonomy places the organism in Eukaryota, Metazoa, Chordata, Mammalia, Eulipotyphla, Soricidae.
AAAAUGGUGGCCAUGGAGUGGCCUUAGGAGGGUCGGUCCUUGGGUGGCUGCUGGAACUGAAGCCGAGUGCCGGGGCUACCUCGCUCCUUCUCCCCGGUGUUCUUGGGACAAGGCCCCAAGGGAAUCUUGGAAACAAUCAUGAGAAUGUCUGAUGUUGAGGAAGCUACGGAUCAACUCUUGGAUGUGAAUCUUGAGGAAAACCAGGGGUUGAUAAAAGUGGCCCAUAGUGAGCCUGAAAGUGAUUCUGAAGAUCUCCUGGUUACUAUUGGGGCCACUGUACCCACUGGCUUUGAGCAAACAGCAGCCGAUGAAGUGAGAGAAAAGUUGGGGUCAUCGUGCAAAAUCAGCAAAGAUCGGGGCAAGAUCUACUUUGACAUUUCAGUGGAAAGUCUGGCGCAGGUUCACUGUCUGAGAUCAGUGGAUAACUUGUUUGUGGUUGUUCAAGAAUUUAAAGAUUACCCGUUUAAAGAGACAAAGGAAGAUGUUCUAAAGGAUUUUGAAGAAUUGGCUGGGAAACUUCCAUGGUCAGACCCUUUAAAAGUAUGGAAAAUUAACACCAAUUUCAAGAAAAGAAAAACAAAGCGUAAGAAGAUUAACCAAAAUAAAGAAACGAAUAAAGAAAAGCUCAAAAAUGGGCAAGGAGACCAAAUAGAAGAGAAAGAUGGGAAGAAAUCUGAGAACGAGCCCUCAGAUGCCCAAUUCUUAGAUUAUUAUGAAAAUCCAGCCAUCAAAGAAGACGUAGCGACACUGGUUGGUGAUGACUCGACCUCUUGCAAAGAAGACACUGAUGAGAGCCCCAAAGAAGAAACUCAGCCGGAGGUGCUGAAAUUUAGAGUCACCUGCAACAGGGCAGGAGAGAAACACUGCUUUACUUCUAAUGAGGCUGCAAGAGACUUUGGGGGUGCCGUUCAAGAUCAUUUUAAGUGGAAAGCAGACAUGACCAACUUUGAUGUGGAGGUUCUUUUGAAUAUCCACAAUAGCGAAGUUAUUGUGGGCAUUGCAUUGACAGAAGAAAGUCUUCACCGAAGAAAUAUCACCCAUUUUGGACCCACAACUCUUAGAUCUACUCUUGCUUAUGGGAUGCUCAGGCUCUGUGCUCCUCAGCCCACAGACAUAAUAGUCGAUCCGAUGUGUGGAACCGGGGCAAUACCAAUAGAGGGGGCUACUGAAUGGUCAAAUUGUUACCAUAUUGCUGGUGAUUACAACCCAAUGGCUGUCAAUCGAGCAGCAAAUAACAUCUCAUCUUUGUUGAGCAAGAGCAAAGUUAAAGAAGGUGACCCAUCCUGGGGCCUGCCCAUAGAUGCUGUUCAGUGGGACAUCUGCGACCUGCCUCUGAGGACUGGCUCUGUUGAUAUCAUUGUCACAGAUAUGCCCUUUGGGAAAAGGAUGGGUUCCAAGAAGAGGAACUGGAACCUGUACCCAGCCUGCCUACGAGAGAUUAGCCGAGUCUGUCGACCUGGGACAGGUCGAGCCGCGCUCCUUACUCAAGACAAGAAAUGCUUCGCCAAGGCAUUAUCUGGAAUGGGCCACGUUUGGCGGAGGGUCCAAACUGUCUGGGUCAACAUUGGGGGUCUCCAUGCUGCAGUGUAUCUCCUCAAACGGACAUCUCAAGCUUAUGUUCAUCCUUCAGUACAAGACGGAGAAAAAACACCGUGGUAAUAAAAAGAUUUUUCAUAUAUGUAUGUACUUCCUAACUGUAAAUGUACAAACAUGAGGAACUUGGUUUGCGAGAAAAUUAGUAUUAAGGGAAAUGCGGUUUUGACUCACCUGAAGCUCUUCUACCUGGGCCAGCAGGUAUUUUGGAGAUGGGAACAUACUGUGAUAUAACCAUGUCCUAGGAGAGAGCUGCUGCUUUGCUUUUUGGGAAUGUUUUGAAUGAGUCACUGGGAAAUCGGUUCUUUGCUUGAAAUGCUUUCAAGAUGUCUCAUGAAAAGCUGAUAUAAUUCCCUGGGAUUUGGGUUUAGAACAUUUUAUUUUUAGGCUUUAUUAACAGUUGGAAAGGUACCCUGGACCAAUGAAAAGGCAGAGAACAUAAUUAGAUCUUAAGCCACAUCUCAUUGCCUAUGCAGCUUUGCUAGUUAACAGCUAACUAGUUCUUUUUCCCCCCAGUCUUGGAAAAUAAGACAUUAUUAUGUGUUGUGAAUAGUGGCUCAUGAAAAGAUGAAAUCUCGUAAGACCUGUAGGAAACUUUUCCAUUUGCCUUAAG